Messenger RNA from Cyprinus carpio (common carp), 1275 nucleotides. Its product is annotated as GTPase IMAP family member 2. Gene Ontology annotation, molecular function: GTP binding. NCBI's taxonomy places the organism in Eukaryota, Metazoa, Chordata, Actinopteri, Cypriniformes, Cyprinidae. The record is from RefSeq and is a predicted model, not a curated record.
UGACAAUAUACAGGGAAAACAAUAUUUAGAUAAGAAGACGGAUGAAAUACUUCCCAGUCCAAUCGUUUCAGCUGUGACAAUCAAGUCAUCAGGAAAUAAUGAAAAUUUUGUAAGGAGAGCAGCACAUUUGACCAAGAAACACUGAACAGACUGGAUCAGAAUGGAUGAGAUUAUAGAAAUACCCCACCGUCAUGCCACAGAACAAGGCAUUUGUCUUUCUGACUGUCCUAAACUGAGAAUUGUCCUGGUUGGAGUGACAGAAUCUGGGAAAAGUGCUGCUGGUAAUGCCAUUAUGGGCAAGAAAGCCUUUGACGAGGUUGGGAUAAAGACCCGAAUGAGUUUCCCAUGUCAGGGUCUUGUGAGAGGACAGCAGGUGCUGGUGGUUGACACCCCAGGUUGGGAAUGGUUCAAUGUCAAUGGCUCCUCUGCAUGGUCAGUGAAGAUGGAGAUAAUGAGAAGUAUGAGUCUGUGCCAGCCUGGAGCCCAUGCCCUGCUGCUGGUGGUGCCACUGUCAUUCUCGUUCUCCCAGCGUGAACGUCGUGCCGUGGAGGAACAUGUAGAGCUGUUUGGUCCAGAAGCCUGGAGUUACAGCUUGGUGCUCUUCACCAUCUUAGACAGAAAGCAGUUACGUGGCUCCACCUUAAAGCAAGAAGUGAUGUUGAACGUCGAGCUACACAAGCUGAUUGUGAAAUGUGGAGGCCGAUUCUGUGCUCUGUACAGCAAUCCCAAAGCAGGGGAGGACCAGGUGGCUGGUCUUCUGGCUAAGAUCAAGAAAAUGAUGGCUACCAAUGGGGAGACUAUGCUCUCCAGUGAGAAGGUGUUGGAACGGGCCAGAGAAAUGGAGAAAGAAGAGGUGGGAAGAUUGGAGGAAGAGCAAAAAAGAUAUGAGAAAAUAGAAAAAGUGAGAGAGUUAAGAAGGUCGGGAAGGAAAAUGAACCAACGGACAGUGGACGAACAGAAAUAUUCAGCUAGGUACAAUAUGAGCAGUGACGAGCCUCUGAGUGGCAGAGGAAGCUUUCGUCAGAGCUGCAAACAACAGUGAACGACGGACAGGACCUCGCUUAAAACACUAACAUCCACCACUGCAACUUCCACAACUCACCACCAGAGGCCAUCAACACUUCGCAUCUCCAUUCACCACAGAGUGAUAACCUGUGCCACCAAACCAACUGACAAAUGAGGAACAUGAUCUUAACAGCACUUUGUAACUUUAGAUGAUGAUUUAUAUUAGCAAAGCUUAGUCAUAAUAAACUGUCGCAAUAUUUUGCAUUCAGA